GAUCAAUAUGCUUUGAAACUACGCUUGUUUCGGAUUUCUGUAGGGAAGGGGUGUCGGUGUUAUGGUUAAAUAUGGUUGGCGAUGAAGAUGUUGAAAUUGAUUACGAUGAUAAAGAGAGGAAGGGAGAUUUAGCUGUUAAAGUAAUUUGCCUUGGAGAUAGUGCGGUAGGGAAAUCAAAGUUGGUUGAACGGUUUCUUCUGGAUGGAUACAAACCGCAGCAGCUCUCAACAUAUGCCUUGUCCCUGUUUCGCUAUCACACCAAAGUUGAAGAUGAAUCUGUUAUUGUAGAUUUUUGGGAUACAGCGGGCCAAGAAAUGUUUCAGUCCAUGCACCCAUCCUACUACCACCAAGCUCAUGCCUGCAUAAUGGUCUUUGAUUCUACCAGGAAAGUAACAUACAAGAACCUAGCAACAUGGUACCAGGAACUGAGACAACACCGGCCACAUAUACCAGUAUUUUGUGCUGCCAAUAAAAUUGAUACUAACAUGGAUGUUACACAGAAGUCAUUUGCAUUUCCUCAGAAGCACAAUAUUCCUCUGUAUUAUGUAUCGGCAUCAGAUGGAACCAACGUAGUCAAGCUUUUUCGAGACGCGAUACAGUCGGCAGUGAAGUACAAGAAAAAUCCAUCAGAUCUCACAGAUCAGAUAAUGGAAGAACUGGAAAGAAUAUGAGAAUACAAGAAUUAGUAAUGAAUUAUUUAUAACAGAGUAAUUUAUAUUUGUUUAAGCACACUUCACUGGUGUUCAUCUGAUUUGAGGGUUUCCUCCCAUCACCAGUCUCUUUUAGCCAUUUUAUGAGAUUACUGUCCUGUCCUGUAUCCUCCCACCUUUAAGCCAUUCAACCAAUAUUCAUGAAAUGCAGUCUGAACAUUGUGCCAUUGGAAGCUACACUCUGAUUCUCUUCACAUUCCUGCUAAUGUGGCAGAUGUGCAGGGUCUUGAAAUGGUGCACGGUAAUAAACAGAUCUCUGAAGAAGUUUAUUCUUACAGUCAUUUUCAUCGUCAGCUUCGUAGCAGUAACUAUUCAACGACUGGAGCUAAGAGUAUGAACUUUUAGGCAUUUCCAACACCCAAAGCAACAAAUCAUUUUCAUUCUUCUGGGAUAUUAUGCCAAUAGUCUAAUGUCCAAGACAUUGUAUCCUUUACACCAAAUCCAGAUAUACAGACUGCUUCAUCAGGGAGACAAUUGAGAUGUGGCCCCCUCACAGUAACAUGAACAGGGAGGAUGGCUUGUGCCUGCUCUAUUUUUCUGUCUUAACUGAUCAUUAAAAUUCACUUCAGAUCCACUGAUUUGAGAUUCAUUAUGUGGCCUGCUGGUCUGUCCAGUAGGCACAAGGUCAGAAACAAGACACAGACCUUAACAUAGUGGCAAAAAGAAAUGUGAGACACUAGUUAAGCCUGUAGUCACUACAGACACAAAUAGAAGCAAUUUAAACACUAUUCUCUGUAAACUGUCCAGGUUUGAUGGAACCAGAAGUGGCCAAGAUAAACAGGUUUCACCAUAUAAGAUUUAGCCUAUGUCUACAUAAGAGUAAGAGUGACAUAAGGUAUACAUAUCGUGUAACUUAAGCUUAAAGUUUGAAAUGUUCAUUGCUGUACUUGUAUGUUUUUUGUAAGCUGUUUUAUGAUGUUAUUGCUGUUAGGCGAUACCAUGCCCUCUCAUAUAUGCAUUUCCUUAAAACUAUUAGGCUGCACUAAAUAUCAAUAUGAGAACUCUUUGUAGCUAUUUUAAAAACGACAAAGUGGAUCAUAACUUACCCAACUGAUAAUUUAAAUGUUUAACUUGUGUUGUACCUGUAAAAUUUGCUGUACAAACUCCCAAUGCCUCCUGCUGAUCUGCAAAUUUAAAGAGCCAUAUUGGCAACUGCAUAGUCUAAAUUUUGUAGGAUGUAGUUGGAAAUUCCCGUCAACACAACAUAUUCAUGAAUGAAAUUAGUUUUUAUACAUAUGUGAAUGGCACAGCUUUGUUUCCAUGUGUAGUACUUGUUGAAAAUUUGAAUUGUAUUUAUACUUGUACAUAUAUAGAUUAAUGUGUGAUUUAUUUUGCUGAUGCAAGUAAAAUUUGUAUAAUUUCAUUAAAAUGCUGAACUGUCUUGCUUAA
This is a messenger RNA of Cryptotermes secundus, 2099 nucleotides long. RefSeq names its product rab-like protein 2A. NCBI's taxonomy places the organism in Eukaryota, Metazoa, Arthropoda, Insecta, Blattodea, Kalotermitidae. Gene Ontology annotation, cellular component: endosome; Golgi apparatus. Gene Ontology annotation, molecular function: GTPase activity; GTP binding. The transcript is spliced from 5 exons. Bases 72 to 671 code for a protein of 199 amino acids. The record is from RefSeq and is a predicted model, not a curated record.